This is a messenger RNA of Didymodactylos carnosus, 411 nucleotides long. Lineage: Eukaryota; Metazoa; Rotifera; Eurotatoria; Philodinida; Philodinidae. The record is from the annotation of a GenBank genome assembly.
AUGGUAUCAUCAGAGUCAUUUAUCAAAGGAAUUCAAUCAGCAUUAUUUACAUCGUCAUUUAUUGAAAAUUUCAGUAAAUCUAUUGUGACAUCUACUACAUUUGUCAGUCAUCGUCUUCCAUCAAAAGGCAAAAUCAAACCAAUUAUUGUUGGCUUUAUUCGAUAUAACGAUACGAAUAAUUUCAUUCAACGUCGUCGUCAACUGAAAACUAUUGCUGGUUGUGAAAAAAUUUAUGUGAAUGAACAUUUGACACAAUCAAAUUCAAGCCUGUUUUAUUAUGCUAAACAAAAUUUACCAAAAUUAACUGUGUAUACAAGAAACGGUAAUAUUUAUUAUCGUAAUGGUGAUAAAGCACAAAGAUUAGGAGACUUUUCAGAGAUUGGCGCGUUGUCAGGGGCUUUAAGUAGUUAG